GUGUGUGUGUGUGUUUUCAUUAUUUUGACAGUUCGUUCCCAUGAGCUAGCGAUGUGAACAAUUUGACGUCAACGCAAAAAAUACGGAUUUUAAACGAAAAUCAGGUCGACAUUGCAAAGUAGACAAUUACAUAAUUUCUAUUUGCUUGUGUGUAAAUAAACCGAAACAUUCUGCAAACAAGCAGCAAUUAUUAUUGUUCUUGAACUCCAUUUGUCCCUUGCUCGUCAUUGCUUGUCAAUGCUGGCCGAUGGGAAGCAAAAUAGCUGUCAAAAGUGAACAACAAACCAUUUGUAAACAAACUUUCUGCGUAGCCUGCAGAAGAUUAUUCAUUGUUUUUACACUUUUCCCCCAAAACCAGUCGCUUUUCUCAACAUGGGUUGUGAUGGCGGAACUAUUCCUCGUCGCGAUGAGCUAGUGCGGCUUAAGAAGAAACCAGAACAGAAAGAUAAAGACGCGGAAAGGCAAUUCCGGUGGAAGCACUGUGCAUUAACACAGUUGCGACUGCAGCAGCCUAUCGUAAUGUGCGGGUUGGGCCGACUGUACUCCAAGCAAAACGUGAUUGAGGCGCUACUGGAUAAGGAGAAGAUGACCGAGGCUUGUGCUCACAUCAAAUCUUUGAAGGAUAUCAAGAAUCUGAAUCUAACCGCUAACCCGGCCUAUGAUGAAACAAAGGACGACAAGAGCUCGCCAUACAUCUGUGCCCUGAUUGGUCUUGAAAUGAGCGGACAGUUUCGAUUCGUUGCGCUGUGGACGUGCGGGUGCGUGUUUUCGGAAAGAGCGCUGAAGGAAGUCAAAGAAAAAGCUUGUUCGGUGUGCCAGACACCUUACAGCGAUGACGACGUCGUAAUUCUCAAUGGUACGGAGGAGGAAAUUGAGCAAAUGCGCAUUAAAAUGGAGGCUCGGACUGUUCGUGCCCGGUCAGAAAAGAAGUCUAAAGCAGACAAGAAAGCUAAAUCAGCAGCACCAACUGCGACCGUCACAUCUGCAGCUGCUGCCGUCGAUCCUCCGGCUGAAGCUACGGCAAUCGCAUCCAGUGCAACUAUCGUCGCAGAGGCCGUUGAUACCGCAACUACGAGUACUGGGGAUAAGAAAUUGUUGGCACCCUCCUCUGCAAAGCUCAGUGGUGAGGGCAGUAGCAAAGGAACUAGUAGCAAGCCAAUGGUUCCAAAUAAGCGUGCCCUAAUAAGCGACAAGAUUGGAGUGGAUCCAGUUUUUAAGAAAUCCAAGGAUGACUACAGUGUCGCUAAAGACCCGAAAGCAUCCGCCGUUUACAAAUCCAUCUUUACGUCGCACGAAAGUGAAAAGGAUCAAAAGCGAGCCCACUGGGUCACGUACAAUCCAUUCUACAAUUGAACAUGGGGAUGAUAGUUAUCUUUCCAACUUUGUAAUACAUUUUACUUGUUUAGUUUAAUUUAAACUAUACUUUCAAUGACUUGUAGCUGAACGUGUGAGCUGCUUUAGAUACUUAAAAAGAUCCACAGUACAAGGGUACAUAUUUGUUUCAUUUAUAUUUCGAUUCGGUACAAUAAAGGGGAUCCACUGUAGAUUCUUAUAGUUUCAGUCGA
Molecule: messenger RNA, 1565 nt
Organism: Anopheles stephensi (Asian malaria mosquito)
Lineage: Eukaryota; Metazoa; Arthropoda; Insecta; Diptera; Culicidae
Product: replication termination factor 2
Exons: 3
Coding region: 373-1353 (326 amino acids)
Biological process (GO): mitotic DNA replication termination; site-specific DNA replication termination at RTS1 barrier
Cellular component (GO): nucleus
Source: RefSeq, a predicted model, not a curated record